This is a messenger RNA of Ambispora leptoticha, 966 nucleotides long. Lineage: Eukaryota; Fungi; Glomeromycota; Glomeromycetes; Archaeosporales; Ambisporaceae. The record is from the annotation of a GenBank genome assembly.
AUGUCCUCCAAUAUCACGUGCCUUUGUAGAAGCGUUUUACCAUUUCGCUUCGUUACCCGUCAAGUCUUAUUCCUUCAGCCACCAAAAUUUGCGUUGAGAAACUCAAGACCUGACCUGUUUCAAUCAUCUUUUUCGAGAACUUUUACAAAUCCUGCUCCUAAUGAGUCUGAAAAAUCGAAGUCUGCCUCCCUCGCCUGGAAGAAAUGGAUUCUGGUACAAAACUACUUAGGUUCCAUCAAUUGGAAGGACCGGAUCAACUGGAAAGGCCUGUGGAGACUUGUGUUGGGUAGCGGUGCGCUCGUUUUUGCGGGGGACCUUAUUUACCUUGGGUGGGUGACCCAAUCUAAUGAGCGACGCGUCAACAAAACCCUGGAAAAAGGUACUCAACCGGAGACGGAAGUGUCGAAUGAUGAGUUUAUUCCUCGGCCUGAAGUCGUAGAACAUCUUAAGAACCUUUUUCAACCAGAUAAAAAUCAUUCAUAUUACCAUGUUAUUUGUGGUGAAUACGGAACCGGGAAGACAACAUUGACUGCGAAGGAGGCAAGAGAAAUUGGGAAAGGCGUCAUAUAUGUUGAUGUUCCUGCAAAUAUUAACAAACUGGGCGAGGAGUUUGGAAAAGCUCUCAAUUUCACAUUUGAUGAAGAUGCCAUGCUCACAUUACGACUGAAGCGGAAAUUUUUUGGCGAUUCUAAGGAUGAAUUAGGAAAUUCAAAGUGGGAAAGAGCUAUGGAUGCCUUUAAGCGCGCUUCUGAAGUGUAUAAAGCGAAGCAUGGCAAACCUCCGGUCAUUAUUUACGACAACGUUAGCCGAUUGGUUAACAAAAAUCCGGAAAUCCUCGAUAUUCUCCAAGAUGACGCCAAGGAUAAUGCCGAUCGCAGAAAAUAUAUCGUUGUAUUUGUUAGCAAUGAAGGUUCGGUGCCUAGAAGAAUGGAAUCUCGCAGUGCUUGGUCACGUGCAAAAAAACCU